AUGAAUACCGGAAUGAGUGAGGAUAAGGUGCAGCCUGACGGCACCAUGACCCCUUAUCAAGAAGCACCCGGCGAACUUCCCAUCACCAACCCAACAGGACAAGAUAUCUUCGCGAAUCUCAAGACUACAAAUACAGAAGACGAUACUGCAUUCGAAGCCAAUGAUCAAGCUCUAUCAGUUUCAUCAUACCAUGGCAUUCCUGCAGCUUUAAGCUAUGAGAUGACAAAAUUCCUCUCAAGCGACCAGCUCGCCAAGAUUAAAGACCUCCUCCAGGCAAAUCUGCGACCGCCAGUAGGUAAUCCAGAGAUACCCGUUGAAGGAUGUCCUCUUCUCAAUUCACUCAGCCUAGACUGUCGCAGGCUGAUCUGGAAGUUUCUGCUUCUGAACCCACUUCUUGGAGAGAGUUUUGUCAUCGAGCGCAAUCAGGCUAGCUUUGGGUUAUUCCCCGCGAUCCUGGGAGUUAAUAGGCAGAUCUACAACGAGGCUGCGGAUAUUCUCUAUGGAAGCAACAAAUUUUUGGUUGGAUGCAUCCCGUACGAUUCAUGUUUCUGGCACAGUUACUCCAGGCAAUUGUGCGCUUUGGCUAGGCCACAGCACCUUGAUCGUACUCGCGAAGACCUAGGAGUGGAGAAAGACAAAAACAUUAUUCCAGCUGCAAGAUACGUUCGACACUGGAAGAUUUUGAUUAGCGGUAUUGCGUUUCAGCCAGGAGCGAUGGAGAAACUUCUGCGUUUGUGUCACAGCAUCUAUAUGGGCAACAUUCAAUCACUAGAAGUCUUGAUUAUCCCACGAGGCAUCGAAAUGGGCUGGAAUCAGAGCGACAACUAUGGAGAUGAACAUGAGCUCGCGAUCACUCUGUCACCACUUAAGCGUUUCCGGAACAUCCAGAAAUUCAUCAUCCGGCCCGCAGAGACUCACGAGAUUCCGUGGGGCGCUUUCGAUGAGGAACCUGCGGAUAAGUUCAUACCAAUCUUGCCCAAUCCUGUUGAUGAGGUGGAGCUUACUGGUAUGAUUCAGGGUGACUCAGAAGUUGAGAGAAUUGAGGAGAUGUACACAAGUCUUCGCACCUACGCCCAAGCCUUCGAACGAUUGGAGGACUUCAAGUCAGAAAUGGAUGUUAAUUACACCAGAAACGAGCUAGAACCAACGUAUAGUUUCGAAAUCUCCAGCAAUGUUGCUAUCUCUGGCCAAAAUAUCAAUCCAUUCAAGGCCAGCUGUCAUCCCGUCGAGAGAGCACUCAGUGCAGCCAAGACUUCCAUGUUGCAGGACAAAAUGGAUCAGUUCAAAAUUAAUCGAUCACUCCUCAUUCAAUACUUAGAGCCCGAGUAUCAGAGCAUCGAAGCUGCUUCUAAAAAUUUGGUCGAUUAUAUCAAAAUUCAUAAGAUAGCAAAUGGGUUCUUUCAUAAUCCCCUAUACAUCAAUAUGGAUGGAUAUCAUCAUGAAACCGCCUCACCCAAUGAUAUUGCCACACAAGCUUUGGUCUUGCUAGAAGACUACUAUGAUAGCUUCAAGCGUAAAUUAGAGCCAGCUACAAAGGUUGAAAUACGAAAGUACAAGCUUCUUUUCAACUCCUUCUACGACGAUCUUCCACGUGAACGACUCAUGAAGCUGUGCGACAUGGCUUAUGAGAAGCAGUGGUGGUUUCAAUUCGUCAGAUAUUUCCAAGAGGCUGUGAAUGAUAUGGAUGCUCAAUAUCUUUCGAUCAGACAGGCUAGAAAGAAGCUAUAUGCGUGGGAUCUUCAGGCAACUGUUCGGGAAGUGGAUGUGAAGCCAAUGCUUUCCGAUGAGAUUAUCAAUUGGAACGUACGUGAACCAGACAUGCGGAUCAAUCUAUCGUGGCAUAAAUACCGCUCUUAUGGAGAACCCUAA
Molecule: messenger RNA, 1869 nt
Organism: Botrytis byssoidea
Lineage: Eukaryota; Fungi; Ascomycota; Leotiomycetes; Helotiales; Sclerotiniaceae
Exons: 1
Coding region: 1-1869 (622 amino acids)
Source: RefSeq, a predicted model, not a curated record